AGGUCGGAUCCGCCUUGGGCUUUUGCCGCUCUUCUCCUUUGGAUGUGUUAACACGACACACGACUAAAACUUGUUGAACUAGUAUACAGUUGAAUAUUCAAAUUCUUUGGUCUAUUUUCAUCGUUUGAAAUUUUUAAAUUUGAGAAAUGUAUUGUAUAUGCCGUAAACCGGACGAUGGGUAAAGUAUCUGCACUCCUUGUGAGAAAUCGAAUUUCCACCCUAACUCCAAAUGUCUUUAAAUCUCCAUGAAAUAUAUGUUGAUUUUAUGUUAAAUUGCUGUAUAUCUGCUGAUAAGUCGUUCAACUGUGUGUGGAUUUGAAAACCACAAGUAAUAGGUCUAUUGUAGUCGUUUCGUUUCCAGGAAAGGCAUGAUAUUAUGUGAGGAGUGUGAGGAUUGGUUCCAUUUUAGAUGUGUAGGUGUGAAAAGUCAGAAACAAGCUCUGAUUCAAUAUCGACGUGGAUAUGCUUUGUCUGUGAAAGGGUUUCAAAGGUGCAGGCUUCUCUCUCUGAGAGAAUAGUCAAUUUGGAAGUUCAGUUGGCCCAGCAGGCCAAGAUUUUAUUUGCAGGACAGACGAUCAAUGAAAAUAAUAAUAUAUCAAAGCAUGUUGUGCCAGAGGAAAGCACCACUGAUUCACUGUGGAAGAGAAAAUUAGAAUUGAUCAGUAAUGAAAAUGAUGAACUGAAGGCAAAGAUGGAUGAACUGAAGGCAAAGAUGGGUGUGUUGGAGGAAAAGGUCAAAUUGACCUCAAAUGAAAAUGAAGCUCUGAAGGCAAGCCUUGCUCAGUCUCAAAGAUGUGUUGAGCUGCUACAAAAUGAAACCAGUGUGCAUGCUGUU
Messenger RNA from Frankliniella occidentalis (western flower thrips), 835 nucleotides. RefSeq lists its product as uncharacterized. NCBI's taxonomy places the organism in Eukaryota, Metazoa, Arthropoda, Insecta, Thysanoptera, Thripidae. The record is from RefSeq and is a predicted model, not a curated record.